CUCCUGCUGGUUUUGAGUUUGAGUGUGAUGGGAGUGGCGUGUAUACUGGAUUGUUCCUUAAGGACCACAAGGAGCACCCAGAGGACCUCCUAUAGACUGGACCAUCAACAGGAGGUAUUUGUCUGUGUAGUAUGUCUUGGCACAUUAUUAGUUCAUUGUUAUAUUUUUUAAGUUAAAUAAAAGUUUUGUUGUUGCAUUUAGUUGAUAAGAGACAAUGAUAUAAUGUAUUUACUGAAAGAUUUUUAUAAAUGACUUUCUGUCCUUUUAAACCUGUAGUAAACAAUAUUAUAACGACUCUUUGUUUUGAAACAAAAAUGCAAACUAUAUAGAUGCUAAAACAUUGUAUUGACACGUCUUACUCAUCAGGAACAGCCGCAGACAGGAGGACCAGCCGGAGGAGCACCCACAGACAGGAGCAUCUACGGGAGGUAUUUGUCCUGGAAAUAUGUCUUGGAGCAUUACUUGUUCAUUAUUGAAGUAAAAUUAGAAAAACACGUGUUGGAUUUUUUUACUUAAAGGCUAAAGUUUCCUUUUGCUUUUAGUUGAAAAGGGAAAAUGAUGAAACGUAUUUACUAACAGAUUUUUAUUAUUGUCUCAAGCUUUUUAUAUACCAGUAGUAAAUAGUAGUAUAGGGAAUUUUUAUUUUCUGAAACAAAAAUAAAAUCUGUAUAGAUGCUAAAACAUUGUAUUCAUUGACACGUCUUCAUCACCAGGACCAGCCGCGGACAGGAGGACCAGCCGGAGGAGCAAGGUUAAAGUUUUAUUUUUGCAUGAAAGUGAAAAAAGUGAAAAUGAUGAAACGUAUAUUCUGACCGGUUUUUAUAAAUGUCUUUCAUGCCUUUUUAAACCGAUAGUCAAAAAUAUUAUAGAGACUUUUUACUUUCUGAAACGAAAAUACAAACUGUAUAGAUGCAAAAGGAUUUUAUUGGCACAUCUUCAUCACCAGGACCAGCCGUGGACAGGAGGACCAGCUGGAGGGGCACCCACAGACAGGAGCAUCUACAGGAGGACCUGCCGCGGACAGGAGGACCAGUCGGAGAAGCAGCACCCACAGGCAGGAGCAUCUACAGGAGGACCAGCUGUGGACAGGAGGACCAGUCGGAGGAGCACACAGACAGGAGCAUCUACAGGAGGACCAGCCACAGACAGGAGGACCAGCUGGAGGAGCACCCACAGACAGGAGCAUCUACAGGAGGUAUUUGUCUCGGAAAUAUGUCGUGGAACAUUAUUUGUCGAUUUAUUAUUGAAGUAAAAUUAGAAAAAUAUCUUUUGGGGGUUCUUUUUUAUAUCAAAGUGAGAGUUCUAUUUUUGCAGUUAGGUGAAAAAGGAAAAUAUUGAAAUGUAUGUUCUGACAACUUUUUAAAAAUGUCUUUCUGACCUUAUAAGCCAGUAGUAAAUAAUAAUGUAGCCACUGUUUUUAUUUUCUAAAACAAAAAUUCAAACUGUGAAAAUAGUGUAAUGGUAUAGGUUUAACGCCCCCUAUCAACACUAUAAGGUCAUUUAAUAUUGUGGGGCAUCCAUCUCCACAAGGACCGAGCCAAAUAGAAAAUUCGUGUAAAGUGCCUUUCCCAAGGACACAACGUCACACCGAGCUCAGAAUGAAACCCUCAAACUCGCAAUCCCAUGAUUACAGGUCCUGUAGCCUAUCCACUAGAUCACCGACGCUACCAAAAAUACAAACUAUAGAUGCAAUACGAUUAUAUUCAUUGACACGUCUUCAUCACCAGGACCAGCCACGGACAGGAGGACCAGCCGGAGGAGCA
This is a messenger RNA of Aplysia californica (California sea hare), 1763 nucleotides long. RefSeq lists its product as uncharacterized. The transcript has 4 exons. The record is from RefSeq and is a predicted model, not a curated record. Bases 910 to 1338 code for a protein of 142 amino acids. Lineage: Eukaryota; Metazoa; Mollusca; Gastropoda; Aplysiida; Aplysiidae.